AUGCCCACACAGAGAAUCGGCAUAGCCCGCUUUCUAUAUAAGAUCAAGGCGCAAGAGAGUGACCGCUGCAGCUGCAGGGAGAGAUCCCCCUGCCCCCAAGCACGUUCUGCUGGCAUGCUCCCGCUUUGCAAGCCUACGCAAUUAGGUGUCUGAUAAGAUCCCCGCACGCACGGAUCUUGGGGCUACUAUUCACUAUGACUCGCUCAUAUCAUACCCGCAGGCGAUCCGCUACAUCGCCGAAUUCAUGCUGCAAACACAGUUCAGCUAGGUCGAACUCGAUCCUGACCCUGAACAGGCAAUGCCGGACCCGCGCUAGAAACACGUAGGCCUCAGGGCCAUGGGGAUACACGCUGAAGAUGCUGGGUAAAAGGAACGGCACACGCCCUGUUUGAGUCAGCAGGGAAGGUCAAACGAGCAGAAGGAACAGGCAUGUUGGGAGCAAGGUAAUGAACGAAGAACGGGGAGAAUGGGCUCGCGGGCAGCCGGCCGGCUGCGACACUCGUUUAUAUUUACCUUGUGUG
This is a messenger RNA of Aspergillus neoniger CBS 115656, 521 nucleotides long. RefSeq lists its product as uncharacterized. The coding region runs from base 1 to 153 and encodes 50 amino acids. Lineage: Eukaryota; Fungi; Ascomycota; Eurotiomycetes; Eurotiales; Aspergillaceae. The transcript has a single exon. The record is from RefSeq and is a predicted model, not a curated record.